Molecule: messenger RNA, 665 nt
Organism: Populus trichocarpa (black cottonwood)
Lineage: Eukaryota; Viridiplantae; Streptophyta; Magnoliopsida; Malpighiales; Salicaceae
Product: ras-related protein RABH1b
Exons: 4
Molecular function (GO): GTPase activity; GTP binding
Source: RefSeq, a predicted model, not a curated record
UAAUAAAUACGUUGUUAAGACCCUCAUAAGAGCCGAAACAAUCAAAACUUCAACCCGACCCGUUAACAAGAUGUCAAAUACCGAUAAUCAGUCUUCUCUUCAUAAGAAUUUCUCAGCUAUUUGCACAGCUCAAUCACCAAGCACAAACACUGUACAAUUUAAAAGCAAAUACUUACACCUAUAAAUCUCCAUUUCUCUCCGAUUUGGUUAAUCGACCAUUUUACGGAUCUCUGAAAAAAUAAUAGAAAAAAAUGGCACCAGUCUCAGCUCUUGCAAAGUACAAGCUGGUCUUCUUGGAAGACCAAUCAGUCAGUAAAACUAGCAUCAUCACUCGCUUCAUGUAUGAUAAAUUCGAUAACACCUACUAGGCUACCAUUGGCAUGGAUUUUCUAUCAAAAACCAUGUAUCUUGAAGACAGAACUAUUCAUUUGCAGUUGUGGGAUACAGCUGGACAGGAAAGAUUCAAAAGCCUCAUUCCAAGUUACAUUAGAGAUUCCUCAGUUGCUGUCAUUGUAUUUGAUGUUGCAAGUCGGCAAUCUUUCCUGAACACUUCAAAAUGGAUUGAAGAGGUUCGCACUGAGAGGGGCAGCGAUGUCAUCAUUGUCCUUGUUGGGAACAAAACCAACCUUGUGGAAAAGAGGUGAAUGUUUAAUGGCACUAAACUG